Messenger RNA from Drosophila ficusphila, 3729 nucleotides. Its product is annotated as aminopeptidase N. The coding region runs from base 711 to 3590 and encodes 959 amino acids. Gene Ontology annotation, biological process: proteolysis; peptide catabolic process. Gene Ontology annotation, cellular component: cytoplasm. The record is from RefSeq and is a predicted model, not a curated record. NCBI's taxonomy places the organism in Eukaryota, Metazoa, Arthropoda, Insecta, Diptera, Drosophilidae. The transcript is spliced from 5 exons. Gene Ontology annotation, molecular function: peptide binding; zinc ion binding; metalloaminopeptidase activity.
AGUUUAAAAGAAUACAUUAAACAUGUUGCUUUUUUAUUAAAUUGAAAGUUAUUUUAAGCAUCAUAAUAAUACAAUAUUUAUUGUAUUACUUUUUAUGAUAUACUCAUGAUCUGAAUACAUUUUUCAAAUGUAAGACAGUUCAAAAACAUUUUAAUGAAAGUAAUAGAAUAAAAUCAAUUACCCACAGGGCGGAUGAGCAAUAAUUUCAAAAGUUAUUAAUUUUGUUGACAGUUGUUUGCUUUUAAUUAACUUACUGAUAAGCGUAAUUGGCAACAAAUAACUUUCAUAAUUUAAUGCAAAUUUAUGCAUAAACUGUUAAUGCAGCCUUCGUGUCUAAUUUGUCGUAAUUACAUUUAGGCGCAGCCAGGCGGAAAGUAACUUUUAGCUCAACGGAACGGAAUAUGGAAUGUUUUCCUAUUGCAAAAGCUUCGCAAAUGCGUCAUUCGUAUUUCACUCUGGCUGCUCAUAAUAAGGAAAUUCUUAUUGAACAAGUGCAACGAACACAGCAUUCCACAUGACUAAAAUCAAAUAGUUGGUCAUAAAACAAAGUUUGUAGAGAAUUUAAAUUUAUUCCCCUGCCGGCGGGUAUUCAAUUACUAUUCAAUUAAAAUGCCUGGAGAUUGGAAUUACUGGGUACAAAAAGGGUUCAAAGACGCUUGAGUGUCUUCCGAAAACCCUAGCUAAUCUUGAAUUCGACACGCCUCCACCUGAUGAGUAAACAAACCCCCCGGAAGCCAAUCUUCGAAGUGAUGCUCCUGAGCCACCUGGCAAUACUCACGGCGUGGUUGUCGCUGCUGGAGGGUCGCACCGCGGUGGCUCGACUGCCUCGGUGGUUGGUGCCCCUUCGAUAUCGCGUGGACAUCCUGACGCGGAUCAACCAGCCGUACCAACCCUUCGGUGGAGUCGUGGCCAUCGAUUUCCGAUCGGAGAAAGCCACCAAGGUCCUGGCGCUCAAUGCUCGCGGACUGGAGAUCGGAAUGGGGAAAUCGGUGACCGUGGGUCCGAAGGGGGAAGAGGCGGCGAAAGUCAACCGACUGGAGAUGAACGACAAGCUAAGCAGGGUGACCGUUCACCUGAAGAGCGCCCUCAAGGUGAACGUUACGUACGUGCUGAAGAUGACCUUUACCAGUGUCCUGCGGCACGACAACACCGGUUUCUACAGCAACACCUACAUGGAUGACAACACCACUUUGGCCCAGUGGUUUGCCGCCACUCAGUUCGAGCCGCACUAUGCCAGGGAUGCCUUUCCCUGCUUCGACGAUCCCAUAUUCCGCACUCCAUUCGCCAUCAACCUGGCCCAUCCGAACCAGUACCGCGCCCUGUCCAACAUGCCCGUCAAACGCACCAUCCGCCAUGCCCGGCUGAGCGACUUCGUGUGGACGCAGUUCCAGGAGAGCCCCCCGAUGCAGACCUACCUGGUGGCCUUCGCGAUCGUCAAGUUCGAGAAGGCGGGCUUCGUCUCGAGGGAGCGGCCGAACUGCACGAUCAGCACGUGGGCCCGACCGGAUGCACUGCGUCAGACGGAGUUCGCCAACCUGGUGGUGGCGCCUCUGCUGGCCUUCUACGAGAAGCUCUUCGACAUCGCCUUCCGGCAGCCCAAGAUCGACCAGCUGGCGCUGCCGAACUUCGCCUUCAGCGCGAGAGAGUGCCAGGGGAUGCCAACCUUCGGCGAGGAGGCCAUCAUGUACGACAGCGAGCGGAGCUCCAUGGGGGACCAGCAGGGCGUGGCGCGGUCGGUGGCCAAGACGGUGGUGCACCAGUGGUUCGGCAACCUCGUCUCGAUCGUUUGGUGGGACGAGCUCUGGCUGAAGAACGCCUUCGCAUUGUACCUCUCCCGCUUCGGAGUGGAGGCACUGCGUCCGGAGUGGGACUACCAGGAGCGCCAUGCUCUGCGGCUCUACCUCACCGUUCUCGAGCACGAUGCGCAUGUGAACACCGAUCUGGUGGCCUCGCCGGUGGCCGACGAGUCGCAGAUUUGGGCGGCGUACAGCGAGAAUGCGGAGAGCAAGGCCACCGUUCUCUUCGAGAUGCUGCACCGCAUCCUGGGCGAGGAGGCGUGGCUGAAGGGGCUGCGCCGCUUCCUGGUGCUCCACGCCAACAGCAGCGCCACCUCGGCGGACUUCUGGGAGGUCCUCCAGCUGCACGUGGAUCGGGAUGGCCGCCUGGGCAAGGGACUCAACAUCUCGCGUACCAUGGAGUCCUGGCUCCAUCAGCCGGGCUAUCCCCUGCUCACCGUCACCCGGGACUAUCACUUCCGCUCGGCGCUCGUCGACCAGCGGCGGUUCUUCAUCAGUCCGCUGGCGCGCCAGCGGUCGGAAUCGAAUCCCUGCUGGUGGGUGCCACUCAGCUUCACCUGCCCCGAAUGUCCGGACGUGCCACCCAGCCGCUGGCUCACCUGCUCAUUCCUUCAGGGACGGCGACCCAAGACCGUGGUGCUGGAGAAGCUGCCGGCGGGCGUGAACGACUGGCUGCUGUUCAAUGUGCGGCAUUCGGCGCCCUUUCGCGUGAACUAUGACCUCCGCAACUGGCAGCUGCUCAACGCCACGCUCUCCGAUCCGAAGAAGUUCAAAACGAUCCACCGGGUGAACCGUGCCCAGCUGGUGGAUGAUGUCUUCAACCUCGCCUGGAGCGGCAUCAUGGAUUACCCGAUGGCCUUGGGCAUCCUGAGCUAUCUGAGUCACGAGGACGAGUUCGUCGUCUGGGAGGCCACUCAGCCGAACUUCGAGCGGAUCAACAAUGUGGCUAAAAGAAAUCACAACUACCGCGUCUACAAGACGUACAUGCGCAUGCUGGUGGAGCGCCAGUUCACGCAGCUGCUCUCCUCGGGGAACAUGACCCACCGGCGGGUGAUCCUGCGACUGGCCUGCGAGUACGAGCUGCCCGCCUGCGUGAGUCUGGCUCGCAGGGAGUUCGCCAAGGGAUCGGCGAUGAAGGCCAGCUGGAUGACCGUCCGGGAGCGGGAGACCGUCUUCUGCACGGCGGUCAAGUUCGGCACCGAGGACGACCGCGACGAGCUGGAGAAGAUGUACCAACGCUCGAACUCCGCCGCCGAGCAGGAGUGGCUCCUCACCGCUCUGGCCUGCUCCCGGAACCCCUUCGGGCUGGAGCGGGUCCUCCGGUGGACCUUCGAGGACGACGGCAUCCGCAAGCACAACGCCAAGCGGACCUUCAAGGCGCUGGUCUACAACCCCGUCGGCUACAGUCUGGCCAAGCAGUACGUCUCGGAAAACAUGCAGCACAUCCGCGACUAUAUGUGGUUCUGUAGGUGUUUCUCCCCUCAACUCAAGUCAAGUUCCCCAAUUCGAAGCUCACAUUUCCCCACCCAAAGCUGCAGCAACUCGACCAGCCAGGUGGUGAGGCUAUUGAGGCCACUGCUCGAGGGUCUGUCCACCCAGAAGGAGCUGGAGUUCUUUCGCACUUUCUUCAAGGAGUUCCUGGGGGACAUGACUGGCAUUGACCGACUGAUCAAGGUUCUCCUCGAACGGGGCAACGAUAACGUCCACUGGCAGCGCACCAAGUACCGCCCGAUGCUAAACGCCAUUCAAGACAUUAUCUUCUGGCGAAAAGAGCAAGACCUAAAAACCCAAUAAGGACUGGCCUUGAGUUAGUUAUUAUGAAGUGAUCACUUUUCAAUGGCCAGUGCUUGUGACUAUUUUAGAAUUUUGUUAAGAGAAUUGUGUAAAAAUGUUUAUAUUUAUGUUUAAAUAAAGAAAAUACUAUUUAAGAAGA